Messenger RNA from Chelonus insularis, 1423 nucleotides. Its product is annotated as protein amalgam-like. Gene Ontology annotation, cellular component: neuron projection. The record is from RefSeq and is a predicted model, not a curated record. NCBI's taxonomy places the organism in Eukaryota, Metazoa, Arthropoda, Insecta, Hymenoptera, Braconidae. The coding region runs from base 13 to 1221 and encodes 402 amino acids. The transcript has 8 exons.
CAUCGUCAUACAAUGUUUAUCCUCGCGGUGAUACCCUACAUUGUGGCAGCAGUUAAUGCAUACAGCGAUACCGGGACAGAUUUACUACCUAGAUUCGGAAGACCACUGAACAAUCUCACCGUCUCAGUUGGCAGGGAAGCCGUAUUUAAGUGCAUUGUGGAAAACCUCGGAAUGUACAAGGUGGCGUGGCUUCGCGUCGACACGCAGACCAUCUUAACGAUAGCAACUCACGUUAUCACGAAGAAUCACCGGAUUACUGUUGUACACACCGGCCACCGCAUGUGGUCCCUUCAUAUAAAAGACACGCGAGAGACAGAUCGUGGAUGGUACAUGUGUCAAGUCAAUACCGAUCCAAUGUCCAGCAAUACUGGUUUCCUGGAAGUUGUCGUUCCCCCCGACAUCUUGAAUUAUCCAACAAGCACCGACAUGGAAGUGAUGGAGGGUAGUAAUGUUACGCUACGAUGUGCGGCUACUGGAACUCCAAAACCAACUGUCACAUGGCGAAGGGAAACUAAUGAAAAGAUAGUUCUUCCUAAUUGGCAUAACGCAACUACUUUAGAAGGUCCAGAGUUGGCAUUGAUACGAGUGACACGUCACCAUAUGGGUCCUUAUCUCUGUAUUGCUUCCAAUGGAGUUCCACCAUCUGUAAGCAAACGGAUAGUUCUUAUUGUAAAUUUUUCACCAAUGAUAAGGAUUGAGAAGCAAUUAAUAGGAGCAUAUGAAGGUCAAACAUUGACUUUGGAGUGUCUCAGUGAAGCAUAUCCACGACCUGUGGUCUAUUGGACUCGACCAAAUAACGAAACCAUCGUAAAUGAUAACAAUUAUAAAGCAGAAGCCAUUACAAAUGGAUAUGAAACAAUAAUUUCGUUGUUAAUAAAAUCAGUGAGACCGCAAGAUUACGGGACCUUCAGAUGUAUUGCAACAAAUUUGCUGGGAGAAACGGAUGGAAGAAUUGAAUUAUACAAAAUACCAAAACCACCAUCAACGAGGAAACCAAACUCUCGUCGAGAUCCUAAGAAAUGGAACAUCAAUCGAAGUCAUGAAAGAAACAGUCCAGGGAUAAAAGAUGAAUUAAUGUUCAAAGAAGAGGACGACGACAAUGAAGAAAAUAUGAGUAAUUCAGAAUCGUCUACAUCAGCUUCUGGUUUUCGACGAUAUCGUUAUCUGAAUGCUCUCACUGUCGUCAUGCUUUCAACACUUUUACCAAAAUUUUCAACGUAAGUGUGAGCUAAUGCGCAGUACUAUUGUAACAGUAUCAUGAGUUUAAUUAAACUUUAACGCCUAUCGAGAAAAACAGACCGUCAGAUAAAUUUGAUUAAAAAGAAAAUCCAUCAAUGUCUUUUGUGGAGAAUCUUAUUGUCACAACUUAUCCAUUUUGUUCUUCUGUUGAAAUGCUUUGCUGAUAAAUUCGAAUUUAUUUGAA